AGUCACACACCCUGUUCCGACCUGCGAGACCUGGGAACAUCGAACAUCGACAUUCCUGCAAGACUACAUCCCAACGAAGCAACCGGCGAAAGACACCAGAUACUCAAAGCCAACCCUCAUCCGAAAGCUUACCUCGGCAACACUAUCAACAUGGAUUUCAGCGGACUUUCAGACAAGGACCGGUCGCGGAUGAAUGCGUACAUUGAACAAAAGCAGAUGAAGGACUUCCUCCGUCUGUACGCAAGUCUUGUCGACAGGUGUUUUGCCGACUGCGUGAACGACUUCACUUCGAAAUCUCUGAGCACCAAGGAGGACACAUGUGUCAACCGCUGUGUAGAUAAGUUCAUCAAGCACUCGGAACGUGUGGGUCUGCGGUUCGGGGAACAGAACGCUCUCCUGCAGCAACAGCAACAGCAGCAGGCUAUGAUGGGACAGGGAGCACCGCAAUAGACGUAGACGAGGAAUGGCUCAAGAACGCAUCGCGUCAAUUAGAAUCAACAUUUUCUUACAUAGAUUCACGACGCUUCAAAAUUCGCCUUGAGGACCACGUAGAUGCUAUUUUACUAGUUUUGGCGAUGAUCUUUCGUCUGUGGCAACGGGAACGGAAACCCUUGCACUGGAAAGGGCGUUUACUGUAACGAGGAAGCACUUCUCGUUUGUAUUUAUUCAAUUCACAUCUCAUUUGCAACUCCAUUGGAUA
Molecule: messenger RNA, 700 nt
Organism: Fimicolochytrium jonesii
Lineage: Eukaryota; Fungi; Chytridiomycota; Chytridiomycetes; Spizellomycetales; Powellomycetaceae
Product: putative TIM9-translocase of the mitochondrial inner membrane
Exons: 3
Coding region: 151-450 (99 amino acids)
Source: RefSeq, a predicted model, not a curated record